AUGUUUAUUAUUUUUGUUUUUACACGCAGGUAUGAUACAAGACAGACAUCUGCAAAAGUUCCGAAUCCACCGAGAUGGUGGUCUUCGCCAAUGGGAUUUGGUGACCGUGCAUACUUUCACACAGUCAACAAUGAACAACUACAGCGUGAACAAGAUACAGUAGAUAAUCUGACAGUGGAUAGAGCUAUGGCCACCGAUACUGGAAUAUAUAGAUGCAGAAUUGACUUCCUGCAAGCUCCCACCAGGAACAGACUAGUUAACCUAACAGUCAUAGUCGCUCCCGAACGACCAACCAUUUAUUUUGAAUAUGGAAAUUCUAUUGGAGGAGAUCGUCCAGAAAAUUACCAACAAAAUUCCGGAAAUGUGAUUGUUGUCGAUGAAGGCAGUCAAACUGUUACAUUGGUGUGCCGUGUGGUUGGAGGUAAAUAA
Messenger RNA from Macrosiphum euphorbiae (potato aphid), 429 nucleotides. The record is from the annotation of a GenBank genome assembly. NCBI's taxonomy places the organism in Eukaryota, Metazoa, Arthropoda, Insecta, Hemiptera, Aphididae.